AUGAAUAUAUCAAGAUUGGAUAGAAAACUACUAAACAACUCAAACAUAUACAAUGCAUGUAAUGGAGAUUAUCACGAAAAUAGAGCAAUUAAUAGAAAAUAUUUAGUUGAUAAUAAAGAAUCAAUAAAUCACAAAUUAAUUAAAACUCCACAAGGUAUAAAAAUAAUAAUAGAUAAAUCAGCUUCAGAUUUAGAUGAUGUGUUUUUUAAAUACGGUAAUUCAUUUCCACCUGAUGAUUUGUUAGAUAUGAUAAAGCCAGGCCAUUUGAAAAUUCCUAUAGUUUAUAACUCAAAUUUACCUUCUUCUGAUUUAUUAAAAGCUAUACAUUAUUUUGUAUCUAAAAAAUAUAGUCAUGAUGAAAAAGACACUGUAAUAAAUGAGGUUGAGAAAAACGGGAAGAGAAGUCGAUUGAGAAAAGAUGAUAAAAAGAGGAUACCCAAAUAUUUAGAUUCAAUGGAUGAACUGAGUUUAUUAUUUAUGGGAAUGUUAAUUGAAUCUUGGUGUGAUGAUUUGAUCACUGAAGAUGUAUGUAAAAUGUUUCUAACGAAAGAACAAAUUUCUUCAGAUGAGGAAGACGACAGCAAUAGCUCCAUUGAAGAAACUAGUAGUGAUGAAGAAGAGUCAGAAGAGUCUGAAUGGUGCGAUAGUGACGAAAGGGAACAAUUGUGGAAAAGAGGCAAACCUCAUGAAUUGACUACUACUGAUGAAGAAGAGUCAAGUGAAGAGGAGGAUCUGACAGAAAGUUCAUCUUUAAGUGAUGAAGAAGAAGGUGAGAAUAUUAAUGAAUAG
This is a messenger RNA of Lodderomyces jiufengensis, 789 nucleotides long. RefSeq lists its product as uncharacterized. Gene Ontology annotation, biological process: nucleolar large rRNA transcription by RNA polymerase I. Gene Ontology annotation, cellular component: RNA polymerase I upstream activating factor complex. Gene Ontology annotation, molecular function: RNA polymerase I cis-regulatory region sequence-specific DNA binding. The coding region runs from base 1 to 789 and encodes 262 amino acids. Lineage: Eukaryota; Fungi; Ascomycota; Pichiomycetes; Serinales; Debaryomycetaceae. The record is from RefSeq and is a predicted model, not a curated record. The transcript has a single exon.